AUGCAACCCCACAAGAAUAUGUUGGCGAGAAAGUUCAAGGCCCUGUACAAAAUCGUGGAGCGCCAGAAUCCCCGCUUGCACCUCUCGCUCACCAUUCGUUACGCCGACGAUCUUUUGCUGCACGAUCAUGCCAUUGUUGAGCUCAAGGUCGCCGAGGAUGUAGGCCGCUUCAUUAGAGCUGGUGAGCACAUGUCCGAGGACGAGAGACAUGCCGCCGGCAUAAAUCGCCUUCUGACCACCAACGAGCACCUUGCGCAACCCAGCGCCUACAACCCCAUCAAGACUCGUGAAGGUCUGAGAAAGCUCUUUGACUCGGGUUUCAUUCGCAAGCCAGACACUCCUAGAUGCGCCAUGUGGGACGACUGUAUGUUCAAGGAAAUCCAGGUCCAGGGUUUCGUUAUUCAGUUGACCGUCGAAGACUUCCACUGCGUGGCUAACGAAGUCUGGGGCCCUGCUAAGGCAAAGACCGUCCACCUCGAAGUCUAG
This is a messenger RNA of Aureobasidium subglaciale EXF-2481, 486 nucleotides long. RefSeq lists its product as uncharacterized. Lineage: Eukaryota; Fungi; Ascomycota; Dothideomycetes; Dothideales; Saccotheciaceae. The record is from RefSeq and is a predicted model, not a curated record. Bases 1 to 486 code for a protein of 161 amino acids. The transcript is spliced from 2 exons.